CCGCUCUCAUUUCUAUCGAUGUCCCUGCUGACUACAAGUGGGUGUUGCUGGCCCUAGUUGGCAUGCAGCCAGCGUAGCACUCGCGCGUCGCGCGCAUCGAUCGCUGGCGCUCGCGCGUCGCUCGCAUGGCUCACCACGCACGCACAGGCGUCUUCUUCGCCAACCAGUACCUCGUCGUCGGCGUCAUGCAGGCGCGCAAGAAGUACGGCAUCAAGUACCCGAACCUCUACGCGCCGCCGGGCCACAAGAACGAAGAGGCGUUCAACUGCGCCCAGCGGGCGCACCAGAACACGGUGGAGAGCAUGCCUCUAUUUUUAGUGAAGCUCGUCCUCGUGGGAUUGUUCUACCCGCUCUUCGCCGCGAGCUGCGGCGGCCUCUGGAGCGUGGGCCGCAUUUUAUAUGGAUACGGCUACAAAACAAAGGGCCCGGACGGCCGGUUGAUCGGAAGCCUGAUCUCGCACCUCGGCGACCUCCCUUUGCAAAUCGCCGUCUUCAAGCUCUGCUACGUCGCGUUCACGACGUGGUAAGGGGGCGCUUGACAGCCAUCGACGUGGGCGGAGGGCACCACGGGAGGCAUGUGACACAAGUAAGUAUUCUGUACUAAGCCCCGACCGCAGACGCAACACAAAACGAUAAAUG
Pelagomonas calceolata is the source of this 639-nucleotide messenger RNA. The record is from the annotation of a GenBank genome assembly. Lineage: Eukaryota; Pelagophyceae; Pelagomonadales; Pelagomonadaceae.